AUGGGCACGAGAUUCACGCACACCCCCGCUCCUAACGGAUACGAUGCACGAAUUUACGACACGACGCGAAGGAAGAGCAUCUCAGGAUAUUUCGAGCUACCGGUGGUCGACAAUACCCUGCCUCUAAUCCUGCCUCCCUUCUCUCGCGUUCAUAGCCGAUUAGUAACCAUGUCGGGCAAAACGUGGUUGAUAUGGUCCCCCAACUCUCGGAUUGACGCGUAUUAUCCGGGUAUCCGGGCUCCUGGGCACGAAGUCGUUAUGGAAGAAGAUAAGACGAAAAGACGUUUUGACGGUCACUUAGGACGAUUCGACCCCACGAAGUCCCCGCAGCAUUACGAUCCGCUGCAGCCUUGGUUGCCUUUUGUAAGACGGGAUCGAAUGGCUCUCGAUGAAGUCGAGAAUACGUCCCUAGCAAUCGCUUGGCUCGUCCCAACGGAACCGAGAGCUCAUCGAUCGAAACCUUAUAUCUCCCGAGACCAGGAGAUGCAGAACAUGAAGAAUCAGUUUGGUCGACGACCCCGAGCGCCUAGUCCCAAUCCAGGACUUCCUACUACUAAAGACGAAAGCCAGCCCAAGAAGAUGAAGAGUUCGGAUAUUGUAUUACCACAGACGAAGAACACGGUAGCCUCACGAGAGACUACGUCCCUCCCAUUAGCCAGUUCAAGCUCGCCGGUAUCCGUAGUGCAGACUAAAUUCGCUACUUUGGGAAAUCACUCUACCGAUUCACGCUUCCUAUGCUUCGAAGGAUUACCACCGGAUUGGGAAACUUGUCGUGUCUGGUUCUACAGCAUGGCAGUUUCGUCUCACUUUGUUUGGAUUAAUAGGAUGUUCCGGACAGUCGUGCAAGACGUUUCUCUUAUAUGGGUGGAUAUGAAGAGUAAUGACAAUGCAUGUCGGCUACAAGGUUACCUUACGCAUAGGACUAUGGCGGACGGUUCGCUGGUUGUCGGCCAUUUCAUGGCGGAGACUACCUUUAAUGGAGCGGCUCGAGACGCAACCCACUCAUGGACGCGACCGCCCUCUGUUGAGGCUCCUAACGUUGAUGACUCCAUGAACAGUCCUAGCUCAACCUUCAUCCCACUUGAAGCUCGGUUAACCUCGCCAGGCCCGUCUACUCCCGCUCCGGACGUAUCAUUACUUCAUCGAGCUGCCGUGACCUUGGAAGAACAGGUCGAACGUCCACAGCGUUCUCGAGGCGGACAGAGGCACCGGAAACAUAAAGCUAAACAACAGCAAAACUCAUAA
Molecule: messenger RNA, 1245 nt
Organism: Laccaria bicolor S238N-H82
Lineage: Eukaryota; Fungi; Basidiomycota; Agaricomycetes; Agaricales; Hydnangiaceae
Exons: 2
Coding region: 1-1245 (414 amino acids)
Source: RefSeq, a predicted model, not a curated record